GAAAUCUCAAGAUUCAGUCCACCCAAUAUGAAGACUCAGGGACAUUCAUCUGCAGCUCUGGUGCCAAGGAGAAAGAGGAAGGACAGGUGUACCUGGAGAUCCUUACUCCGCCAGUUGUUCAAGUGACCAAAGAACCUCAGAUAGUAGCAGAGGCUGGCCAGCGUGUGGACAUGACGUGCUCAGUGGCUGGGUUUCCCAAGCCAGAGCUUCACUGGUUUCACAAUGGUAGAGAGCUCACCAAUAAGGAUGAAGGAAGCCUGAUCCUGGCCUCAGCGAGUCCUGCAGAUGCUGGCCUCUACCAGUGCAUGGCAACCAACAAGCUAGGCACAGCAUACGGGGUCAUCAGGUUGAAGGUUACAGGUCAUGAAAAGGGAGCAUUCCCACCUGCUGAUAAACUUCCAACAAUGUUAGAUGAUGAGGACGAAGGGGUGUCCUCAGGAAAUGGAAGUCUCGAUUAUGAAAAGAAGCAGCCGGGAUUGAGUGAGAGAAGGAAAAAUGGGCGACCGAAAAUUGUCAAAAUACGAGAGAAAAAGAAAAAGAAGAAGAACGGACUGACAGGGCAUGGAGAUGCUGAAAAACCGAAAUAUGCUCCGUCUGUCCCCAUUGUCUCUCAGCUGUCUGACCGCUCUGUGAUGCUCAACUGGUCAGUUCCAGACAAGGGAAAUGGUCAGACAAUAAAGUUUUUCAAGGUGCAGUACAAAGAGAUGAGCCCGGAGAAGGGACCCUGGCGUACAAGCGAUGCCCAUCUCACUUACAACAUUAGAAGAUUUGAAGUUUCAGAUCUCAAGUCAGGUGGGUCUUACAAGUUUCGUAUUUUGGCUGUGUACGAGGAUGAUGACAACAAAAACUCUGCCAACACUCCAAUCUUCAAACUGUCCAUCCAGCCCCACACACAAGCCAAAUCUCCAGAUACAGCUCCGACCAUUGUGGAGGCCAAACCAAUUGUUUACCAGCAAAACUUUGGUAUCGGAGUCAAAUGGCAGUACAAAGCCGAGACUGCAUCUCCUAUAGAAGGAUUUAUUAUUUUCUACAAACCAUUUGGGGCCAGUGAGGACAAGGAGAAGCUGAUUCCCGGAGCUGGUAUUCGCAAUGAUGUCAUCAGAGAUCUCAUUCCUAACACUCCGUAUAACAUCAGAAUGCAAAGCUUCAAUUCGGCGGGAAGAAGUCAGUUCAGCAAUCAAGUUGUGAAAACUACAAGAGCUAGAGAUAAUUCCUUGGAGGAAGACUACCAAGAACUAGAGAUCCCACAGAAGGAACCAGUGGAAAACACAGAAGCACCAGUGUCAGGUCGACGGACGAGCGAAACUCUAGAACAGCCUGUGAUUCUCGGAGUGGUCCUGGGUGCCCUUAUCCUGGCUCUAUUUAUCCUGUGUGCCAUGUGCUGGUGGAAGCAAAGGCAGCAAAAGAGGAGAAAUUUAGUCGGCAGCCCACAACAAAAAUUACAGGAGCAGUCUCAGUGCAUUUUUGCAGAUGUUGCCCACACUAAACCCAAUGGCAGUCUGUACCUGGCCAACGGAAGUGUCCCACUAGCCAAUGGAUACAGUCCACAUGUUGACAGCCACAGCCACAUGAAUAUAGAUAUUAAUCCGCUGGCAGAGUACGACAUGCAGACGGCAAUCUCAGGGGAUGGGCGACAAAAACAAUUUUAUGGAAAUGGUGUCAAUGGCUCUUCAAUGCCCAGAUUUACUGGGGAUAAUAGCUGUCAUGACAUCAAUUUUCAGCAUUCAGGCAGUACCUAUAAUGGAGGUAAUGGAAGAGCUCCUCCCGCACCAGCACCAGGUUUCGGGACAAUACCUGAGUGCACUGAGCCCCAUCAUGGUGGUGGCAAGCAUAAACGCAGGAGGAAGCGGUUACACGGCAAGGAGCCAGCACCACGAGAGCAUGCAGUGAGGGAUCAGGCGACAAACACAGAUCUCAGCAGUAAUGAGGGUACUUUUGACUUUGCCACCGUCAGCAAAACAGGAUCUGGUUCAAACUGUGGAUCAGAAGGAGGCAGCCAAAAUUAUGAUUCUAGUUUUGGCAAUAAUGGAAGCUUGGAGAGUAUGAAUGAAGACUCACAUUCAGUCGCAAGUACAGUUAGCAGGAAUUCUGAUGGCCAUUUUUCGGCAAAUUUGCCGGUGUCACUGUGA
Molecule: messenger RNA, 2129 nt
Organism: Candidula unifasciata
Lineage: Eukaryota; Metazoa; Mollusca; Gastropoda; Stylommatophora; Geomitridae
Source: the annotation of a GenBank genome assembly